Molecule: messenger RNA, 2174 nt
Organism: Triplophysa dalaica
Lineage: Eukaryota; Metazoa; Chordata; Actinopteri; Cypriniformes; Nemacheilidae
Product: C2H2-type zinc finger protein
Exons: 3
Coding region: 1-765 (254 amino acids)
Biological process (GO): regulation of transcription by RNA polymerase II
Cellular component (GO): nucleus
Molecular function (GO): RNA polymerase II cis-regulatory region sequence-specific DNA binding; DNA-binding transcription factor activity, RNA polymerase II-specific
Source: RefSeq, a predicted model, not a curated record
AUGACUUCUGAAGUUAUAGUCAAGUGUUGCGUGACGUCAAACGCAUCUGGAGUUUUAAAUUCGUCGUCAUCAGGGUGCGACACAUCGGAUGAGAGUCGCUCAGAUCACGGGAAACAGACGGUUGACACAAUGAUUCAACCAAAAGAAGAAUAUGAGGAUAACACUCCUGUGGAAACGUUUGAAGUGAAAAGUGAAGAAGCACUGGAGUUGAUGUUUCAGAAAGAAGAGAGGAUCAGUAGGACGUCAUUGAGAUCGAUCAAGUGCCACUACUGCUCACAGUGUGGAAAUAGUUUCAGUCUGAGACAGCAGUUAACACGACACAUGCUCAUACACAGCGGAGACAAACCCUAUCCGUGCUCCCAGUGUCCCAUGAGAUUCAGAACAAAAGAGAGUCUGCUCGAGCAUACGCGAGUACACACGGGUGAAAGACCGCACGUGUGCGAUCAAUGUGGGAAGGGCUUCAUACGGCCGGGAAGACUUCAAAUCCACAGGAGAAUUCACUCCGGAGAAAAACCUCAUGAAUGUUCUCAGUGUGGGAAGAGUUUCAAAAGUGUUGAUGAACUACAGCGUCAUGUGCGCUUACACACGGGACAUAAACCCUUCCACUGUGCUCAGUGUGAUAAGAGUUUCACUCGCAGCGGACAGCUGAGCAGACACGUACGAUUACACACCGGUGAGAGACCUUACCAGUGUACACACUGUGUGAAGAGUUUCUCACGAGCAGAACACCUCAGAGGACAUCAGAUCAAUGUACACAGAGAAUAAACACCUGAGGGGACGUCAGAUCAAUGUACACAGAGAACAAAUACCUGAGAGGAUGUCAGAUCAAUGUACACAGAGAAUAAACACCAGAGAAGACAUCAGAUCAAUGUACACAGAGAACAAAUACCUGAAAGGAUGUCAGAUCAAUGUACACAGAGAACAAACACCUGAGAGGACGUCAGAUCACCGUACACAGAGAAUAAACACCUGAGAGGACAUUAGAUCUCUGUACACAGAGAAUAAACACCAGAGAGGAUGUCAGAUCAAUGUACACAGAAUAAACACCUGAGAGGACGUCAGAUCACAGUACACAGAGAACAAACACCUGAGAGGACGUCAGAUCAACGUACACAGAGAAUUAACACCAGAUAGGAUAUCAGAUCAAUGUACACAGAGAAUAAACACCUGAGAGGACGUCAGAUCACAGUACACAGAGAACAAACACCUGAGAGGACGUCAGAUCACCGUACACAGAGAACAAACACCUGAGAGGACAUAAGAUCUCCUUGAACAGAGAAUAAACACCUGAGAGGAUUUCAGAGCAAUGUACACAGAGAACAAACACCUGAAAAGACGUCAGAUCAAUGUUCACAGAGAACAAACACCAGAGAGGACGUCAGAUCAAUGUACACAGAGAAUAUACACCAUCUUAUCUAAAUCAAUGUAUAAGAUGCUUAAUUUAAAGAGUUACUAAUAACUGCCAAAGUGACCAUUUUGUUUGAUAAAUGUUUUUUUGAUAUAUAUUAAAAAAAUUAUCUUUAUUUAGAAGCACUGCAUUCUCACGUGUCCCAGAGGAAAAUGCUAUAGAUGUUUCUCUUCCAUAGCUGAGGAGAUCUGAUGGAGUUCUAAUUGUGUUUCAUUUAUAUAUCAACAUAGUCAAAAAUUACUUAAAAAGAGAGAAAAAUAAAAUAGUGUAAUUGUUGAAACAUAUGAAGAGUUUGGAUGUGUAAAUGAAUAUAGAUUGUAGAGGUCAAAUAAUCUGGAUUUGGGUACAUUUGAGGUCAUAUUGAGAUCUUUGAUCAAAUUGAUCUUUGAUUGCAGACUUGACAAAUCUGAGCUCAGUUUGACACUUUGUUGACAUCUCUUCUCAAACUCCAAUGACAGACCCUUUAUCAGAUUUGACUCUUUUUCUCAAGGGGAAAUAUCUGAGACACACAUGAGAGGUAAGCAAUUGUUUCCAUUUGCUCUCCAUUUAAUCUUAUUGAUGUCUAGAACAGAUAAUUGAGAUAUUAAAGAGAUCUCUUGUGUGGUCUGUCUGGCUGUGUGCUUUUUAUUAUUAAAUAAGGAAUUAUGAACGUACACUGUUCUCUGAUACUAUUACAAAAAUUUGAUUUAAUGAAAUAACAUUUGACUGCACUUGAGUAUUUUUGUGGCUUCUUUAGAUUUAUAAUAAAGAGUUUUUCGCCCUGGUU